AUGUCCAUUGUUGAAUCAUGGUUUAUUCCAUUCGAUAUUGUCUUAGUUAUCAGCACUGGUUUCACUGGUCUAUCAGGAGUUACUUUCCUACUCAUUAUCAUCUUUGAUAAAAUAUGUCACACUGUUCCAAUGCUAUUGAUCGCCAAUACAUCAUUGACUGCGGUUCUGUUUGGAUUUAGUAUGUUCAGUUUGGCAAUGUUCACACUACAAAGUGAUCUUCGGCAAGUUCAAACGCACGAUGUAUUUUGUGUCGUUCGCUCUUACAUUGCUUAUGGUGCGUGUGCAAUAUUCAAUUUCUCAUUUGCUCUACAAGCAUUCUAUCGGUACCUACUGAUCACCCAUCCGAACCGACUACUUUAUCAAUCAGCAAGAUUUCAGUUGCAACUUAUACUUCUCACCUGGACGUACGGCUUCAUUGUUCCCAUUGAGUUUGUUGCGCGAGGUGAAGUCGUGUACAGUGUAGACAAUCAAAUAUGUCAAAUACCACUUGAACCAUCGUUCUCUAUUAUCUACAUGGCUAGCUGUGUUUAUGUAUUUCCGAUCUUCAUAACAAUGAUCAUUUAUUAUAAAUUAAUUCGUUAUGUUAAACAUAUGAAUGCUCGAAGCACAUCUGUUAACACUGUGUUACGCGCACGGUAUGAAUUGAAAAUGUUUGAAAGUCCCUUUAAAUUACUUCUGUUUAAUCUUUGUAUACCGUUUGACAAUCAACCUCAGUUAGCCAAACAAUCUACAGUUGAUCUGGAUCUCAGUAAAUUAUCGCCAUUGACACCUGAAGUUAUUAGUCGACAAGCAACAAUAAAUAUUGGCACAAUUGGCCAUGUCGCACAUGGUAAAUCAACAGUCGUUAAGUCAUUAUCUGGUGUAUCAACAAUUCGAUUUGAAAAAGAAAAGAAAGAAAACAAGACCAUCAACUUAGGUUAUGCAAAUGCAAAAAUAUUCGAAUGUGACAAUGCAAAAUGUCCUCGCCCAGAGCGCUUUCGUUCGGCUGGUUCAAGCAAACAAGAUGUCUUUCCAUGUGAUCGCAAUGGUUGCGGUGGUCAAUUUCGACUUGUCCGACACGUAUCGUUCGUCGACUGUCCUGGUCACGACGUUUAUAUGGCCACUAUGUUGAACGGUGCUGCUAUUAUGGAUGCCGCUCUUUUACUUAUUGCUGCGAAUGAAACUUGUCCGCAACCACAAACAUCCGAACAUGUCGCAGCUAUUGGUAUUAUGAAACUGAAUUCGAUAUUGAUCUUACAAAAUAAAAUCGACCUUGUAAGAGAAGCUCAAGCGAAGGAACAAUAUCAACAAAUUAAUAAUUUUAUUAAAGGUACAAAUGCUGAAGAUGCUCCAGUCAUCCCAAUCAGCGCACAACAGAAAAUCAAUACUGAUAUUAUUUGCGAAUAUAUUACAAAAAAGAUUCCAAUACCGUUACGAGAUUUUUCAUCAAAACCACGAUUGAUUGUUAUUCGUUCAUUCGAUGUCAAUAAACCUGGAGCCGAAGUUGACAACCUGAAGGGUGGUGUUGUCGGUGGCAGUAUUCUUAAAGGUGUUCUCAAAGUUGGUCAAGACGUUGAAGUGCGACCCGGUAUUGUUUCUAAAGACAAUGAAGGCCGCCUUCGAUGCCGUCCGCUUCGUUCGAAAAUCGUUUCACUCUAUGCUGAACAAAACGAACUUGCUUUCGCUGUACCUGGCGGAUUGAUUGGUGUUGGAACAAAAAUUGACCCAACGCUAUGCCGUGCCGAUCGUCUUGUUGGGCAAGUGCUUGGCGAAGUUGGAACGUUGCCAGAAAUUUAUACAGAAAUCCAAAUAACUUAUUUUCUUCUUCGACGUUUGGUUGGUGUUAGAGAUGGAGGCAACGGAGGAGACCCCAGGGUUGCUAAAUUGGCAAAAGGUGAAAUGUUAAUGAUUAACAUUGGUUCCCUGAGUACAGGUGGCCGAGUAUUGGGCGUAAAAGAUGGCUUAGCCAAAAUCCAAUUAAUGAAUCCAGUUUGUACAGAAAUAUCUGAAAAGGUUGCUCUCAGUCGUCGCAUUGACAAAAGUUUCCGUUUGAUCGGCUGGGGUGAAAUUCGACGAGGAACGGUGAUUAACUCGCAAUAG
Messenger RNA from Adineta ricciae, 2079 nucleotides. Lineage: Eukaryota; Metazoa; Rotifera; Eurotatoria; Adinetida; Adinetidae. The record is from the annotation of a GenBank genome assembly.